UUUAUUAUUUCAGGAUCCUUGUCAAUUGCAGCAGGAACUAGAAUUACAAAAGGUCUGGUUCGAGGUAGUCUAGGAACAAACACCGUCAGUUCCAUCUUGGCUAUAUCAGGGAUCUUAAUCAGUGCAAUAAGCAUGAGUGUUUAUUCAUUCCAUCGCCCUUACUGCCACUAUCGCAAUAAGACAGAAAACUGUGGCAUGACUAUGUCCGUUUUAAUGGGUAUGGAUGGCAUAGUGGUCAUUUUAAGUGCACUGGAAUUCUGCGUCUCUGUGUCUCUCUCUGCCUUUGGAUGCAAAGUAAUGUGUUGUAACCCCGGUGGGGUGGUGUUAAUUCUGCCACCGAAUUCUCACGUGGCAGCAACAGGUUCUCCUGCACCAUUUAAAGGAAUUUUGAUGCCACCAACAGAUCAACAGAAAAAUCUUCCAGAAAACCCAUGCUGACUGUCAUGAAAGAACCCCACAUGAGAAAGUACCAGAA
Messenger RNA from Carlito syrichta (Philippine tarsier), 475 nucleotides. Its product is annotated as membrane-spanning 4-domains subfamily A member 4A-like. Lineage: Eukaryota; Metazoa; Chordata; Mammalia; Primates; Tarsiidae. The annotation marks the transcript as partial. Gene Ontology annotation, cellular component: membrane; Golgi apparatus. The record is from RefSeq and is a predicted model, not a curated record. The transcript is spliced from 4 exons.